UGACCAGCGUGGGCACAUUUCAUUAAAAAAACGUUUUUUAACCGAAAAGUAAACUCUUUUUAUUUUUACAGAUACUGAGAAUUACUAGUAGAAUUCUAUUUUUUCUAGGGCUUGGGAGUAAUCUGAGAAAUGAGCACAAAACGGCCAUCACCUGAUCCUGUUGCUGUAUUGAGAGGUCAUCGAGCUUCGGUCACUGAUGUUUGUUUUCAUCCUUCUAAACCGAUACUCUUCACUGGUGCUGGUGAUGGUGAGUUGAGGAUUUGGGAUACAGUUCAACACAGGACACUAUCAUCUUCAUGGGUGCAUAAUGCCGCUCAUGGGAUUAUUGCUGUUGCUGCCAGUCCUUUGAUUGGAGAAAGUAAACUUGUCAGCCAGGGUAGGGAUGGAACAAUUAAGUAUUGGGAUAUUGAAGGUGGGAGAUUGCCCAGGGUGCCUACUGUUACAAUUAAAACGAACUCUUACCAUUUUUGCAAGCUUUCAUUGGUGAAAAAGCCUUCUGAUUGUCUGACACAAAAUGGAGAUGUCACUACUUCUACUGCGUUGGACAGUCAAUCGGAUAAUUCUAACACGGAGGUUAGGGAUACCAUGGAUGUAGAAACGACUGGAGCAAAUUCUAUAGAAGGUUCUGAAGAAAUAAAAUAUGUAGCUGUAGCGGGAGAGCAAUCUUCUGAGGUUGAGAUUUGGGAUCUCAACUCUACAGAAAGGGUAGCACGGUUACCUCAGAUUUCAAAUGGAAGCUCCUUGAAUCCUUCUACAAAAUCUAGAGGAAUGUGCAUGUCUGUUCAAGCAUUUUUACCGCCUAAGUCGCAGGGAUUCCUCAAUGUUUUGGCUGGAUAUGAAGAUGGAACCAUGGCUUGGUGGGAUAUAAGGAAUCCAGGAGUUCCAUUAACUGUUGCAAAAUUCCAUUCUGAACCAGUUCUAAGCAUCGCAAUUGAUGGGUCAUGCACUGGGGGAAUUUCUGGAGCAGCAGAUAGCAAAAUUGUGCUAUUCACUUUGGAUCAUCAGAUGGGCUCUUGUUUGGUUAAGAAAGAGAUUAGUCUAGAGCGACAUGGUAUUACGGGAACCACCAUUAGAGCUGAUGGGAAAAUUGCUGCCACUGCUGGAUGGGAUCACAGAAUAAGGGUGUACAAUUAUCGCAAAGGAAAUGCUUUGGCCAUAUUGAAGUAUCACAGUGCUAUGUGUAAUGCAGCCUCAUUCUCAACAGACUGUAAAUUGAUGGCUUCUUCUUCAGAAGAUACCACAGUGGCACUGUGGGAGCUCUACCCUCCUCGAACCUCAUCUGAAGCAAACAAAUAAAUGUCCUCGGUGACAAAUGGGAUGGUGCACAAAUCUCUUUUUCCUGUAUAACAGUAACAUCUACGUCACAUAUCUCAUUGUUUGAUCACUCACUUUGUGAAUAUAAUCAUAGAAACAUUACAACAGUAGAGUAGGUCAUAAUGAAGGAUACCCUGUUUGUGAUUUUAGUAUUCAAGCAGGAAAAAUAGGUUAGAAAAAAUAGAUGUAAAAAUAUGUCAGGGAGAGCUGUAUCUGUGACUUUUUCUGGUAACAAUAAGAUUUCUUAGUCCUUUGCUUUUCCA
Papaver somniferum (opium poppy) is the source of this 1577-nucleotide messenger RNA. RefSeq names its product protein DECREASED SIZE EXCLUSION LIMIT 1-like. The transcript is spliced from 12 exons. Gene Ontology annotation, molecular function: protein binding. The record is from RefSeq and is a predicted model, not a curated record. Lineage: Eukaryota; Viridiplantae; Streptophyta; Magnoliopsida; Ranunculales; Papaveraceae. Bases 130 to 1296 code for a protein of 388 amino acids.